AUUAGAGCGAGUUCCGAUUCAUUUUCUGUCACCAUUUUUUAUCUGAUCUUCUUGUUUGAUUGAUAAUUCCGCUUCAGUUUCUUUCUAACAUAUUGAUUUCACAUCAAUAUGUCUCAAUCCGUUGACAAUCCAGAUGUCUUCAACUCAUCAAAUCCCCUAUUUCUUGGAUCGUCUGAUAAUCCAAAUCUAGUUCUUGUAUCAAAUGUUUUCAAUGGAAUCGGCUUCUCUGCGUGGAAGAGAUCAAUAAGUAUUUUUCUCUUGGCCAAGAACAAGUUCGGACUUGUCGACGGUACAAUAGCUCAGCCACUUGUUACUUCACCAUCUUAUUCUUCUUGGAAUCGAGUUAAUUCUAUGGUAAUAAGUUGGAUUCUCAAUUCAUUAAGCAAGAAUAUUGCCGACAGUGUGCUUAUGUUACAAUCUGCACAUGAGAUAUGGCAAGAACUCAAUCAGCGCUAUGAGCAAUAUGAUGGAGCACUGAUCUAUCAUAUUCAUCAACAACUUUACUCCUUAUCACAAAAUUCUGAUGAUUUUUCUUCUUACUUCACAAAAUUAACAAAAAUGUGGGACGAAUUGCGAAUUGUUCAAGGUUUGCCUGCAUGUUCUUGUGGAACUGCUGCAGGAAUCCAUAAGUUUCUCGAAGAUCAAAGGCUAAUUCAGCUUCUAAUGGGACUGAAUGACUCUUACAAAGUCAUAAGAGGUCAAAUUUUGAUGAUGAAGCCCUUGCCUUCUGUCGCUACUGCAUAUUCAAUGAUCAUUCAAGAAGAACAACAACUGAACAUCAAUUUACCUUCAAGUUUCACCAAUGAAGUUGUUACUAUGAACAUGUCUGUUGCAAGUUCAAUCAUUCAAAAUAAGAAGCCUCUUGCAUGCAAUCAAUGCAAGAAAAAUGGACAUUCAAAAGCCCAAUGCUAUCUUUUGAUUGGAUUCCCAGCCAAUUUUAAGUUUACUAAAAGCAAGCAAGAUGAUGUGAAAUCAAGUAUUCAGAAUAUUGUAUCCACUCCAAACAUAUCCACAGAACAAUAUCAGAAUCUUGUAGAAAUGCUACCUCAACUCAAGAACAGUGAUGCAUCUCAUGAUACAACAACUAGCCAUGUGAAUUCUCUUAUUACUCAAGGGGCAAUGAAUGAAGAAGGUCUUAACCUUAAAAGUUUUCUAAUCCCACUGAAAGAGAUCAUCCAAGCCACAAAAAACUUCAGUCCAAAAGGAUGUAUUGGAGGUGGUGGAUUUGGAAAGGUCUAUAGAGGAGAACUCUCAGAGCGUUGGCAAAACCGCACAGCUGCUAUCAAACGCCUAGAUAAGGAUAGCUACCAAGGAGAGCAUGAGUUCCGUAAUGAGGUUAAGAUGAUUUCCAGAUUCCAUCAUGAAAACAUCAUCUCCUUCAUCGGUUACUGUGAUGAAGGGAAAGAGAUGAUUAUUGUCUAUGAAUAUGCCUACAAUGGAAGCCUUGAUCAUCAUCUCCAAGACCCGAAGAAGAUGCAUCGAUUAUCAUGGAUGCAACGCCUGAAGAUUUGCAUAGGGGCAGCAAGAGGACUUAGUUAUCUUCACUCGGGUCUUGGGGAGGACAACAGAGUAAUACACAGAGACGUCAAGAGUGCUAACAUAUUGCUAGACGACAAUUUUGUUGCAAAAAUCUGUGAUUUCGGCUUGUCAAGAGUUGGUCCAAGGAAUCAAUCAGAAACCCAAAUUUACACAAAAGCUGCGGGUACCCUGUUUUACUUGGAUCCCACUUACCAUGAAAGUGCCAUCCUCCGUAAAGAAUCAGAUGUGUACUCGUUUGGGGUGGUAAUGUUUGAAAUGCUGAGUGGGAUGUUGGUUUAUUUAAAAACAAAUGACAGGCCACAGUCUCUGAUGCAUUUCGUCCGCCGAUACCAUCACAACGAACUACAUAAGAUAAUUGAUCCCGAUAUUAAAGACUUUAUUACUAGUCGUUCUUUUGAUAAGUUUACACAAAUUGCUUAUCAAUGCGUUAGUUUCAGUUUACCAGAUCGCCCUCUGAUGGACACAGUCGUUAUGGGGAUUGAGGAAGCAUUUGGUAUUCAUGAUAGUGUUGCUAUCCUUAUUGAGUGUGUUAUGGAAGACAACAGAUUCAGUCAUGGCAAACCUGUUUCAGCAUUUACCCUAUACAAAUGCCUUCUCCAUUGGAAAUAUUUUGAAGAAGAAAAAACAACCUUAUUUGAUCAAAUUGUUCAGAUUAUUAUUUCAGCAACUGAGGGUCAAAAUAACAACAACCAGAUAGCGUUUUGGUUAUCAAAUGUAUCUACUCUGUUAUUCUUAGUCCAAAAAAGUCUAAAACAUCAUAGUGCAAGUUCAGUUCCAGGACAACCACCUGGAACUUCCCUAUCUGGAAGAAAUCCAAUGGGAUUUCAUUCGUCGGUGUCUUCUGUUGACCUUUCUGAGGCUGAGGCUGCACUCAACGUAGUACAACAAGUUGAAGCCAAAUACCCAGCCUAUGCUUUCGUGCAAAAAUUAACAAUAUUUGUAGAGAAAAUGUAUGGCAUUAUUUGUGACAACUUGAAAAAGGAGUUGGAAGCAUUACUCGCCUUGAGUAUUCAGACUCUACAAACGUCCAAGGGAGUGAUAAAACCUGUACAGUCCUUUAACAAAGAUUUUCAGUUCAGUAACUGGCAAGGCAUUGUUGAUCGUCUCAACUCUCUUCUCCACAUAUUGAAAGACAAUUUUGUGCCUCCCAUAAUUGUGCAGAAGAUAUUUUCUCAAAAUUUCUCAUAUAUCAAUGUGCAACUGUUCAAUAGUCUUCUUCUUCAUGGAAAGUGUUGUAGCUUGAGCAACGUGGAAUAUGUGAAAGCUGGUUUAACAAAGUUGGAGCUAUGGUGUUCUCAGGUAAAAGAUGAGGUAAUGCUUUAUUCUGAAAUUUCAUGUGUAACUGUGUUGUGUAUAUUUAUGCUUGAGUUCCACAUCUUGUCUUAA
Messenger RNA from Lactuca virosa, 2925 nucleotides. NCBI's taxonomy places the organism in Eukaryota, Viridiplantae, Streptophyta, Magnoliopsida, Asterales, Asteraceae. The record is from the annotation of a GenBank genome assembly.